Babesia bigemina is the source of this 2112-nucleotide messenger RNA. RefSeq names its product U3 small nucleolar ribonucleoprotein protein, putative. Gene Ontology annotation, biological process: rRNA processing. The record is from RefSeq and is a predicted model, not a curated record. The transcript has a single exon. NCBI's taxonomy places the organism in Eukaryota, Apicomplexa, Aconoidasida, Piroplasmida, Babesiidae. The coding region runs from base 1 to 2112 and encodes 703 amino acids. Gene Ontology annotation, cellular component: sno(s)RNA-containing ribonucleoprotein complex; small-subunit processome; nucleus.
AUGGAGAAACUUGAUGCGCCCAAAGACCGACUGGGCGGCAACGGCAAAGCCGACGAACCGGCUAUGCCACGAGAAAUGCUACAAAAGAGGCCAUGGAAACUGUUGGAAGGGAAGGGUGAAUACGAAUCAAUCCUUAGAAACAACUUGUUGGAAUCACUCAAGGGAGCCAUACAACUGAAGCGACGUUCGAAGUACAUCAAGGAAGAAAUAGCCAAGAAACGAUCAAGGCGCUCCGCCGCCGUCAAGCGUGCUUUAAUGGCCGCCAGAAGAGACUCCAACAAUAUCCGUGAGUCGGCAUCCAGUUUGGGGUUGGAGGAUCUCUGGACCUGUCUAGACCGUGAAAUUGGAACGGGAAUCAAAACCCUAAAAAGGAGACUGGAAACCCUUUUGGAGCUACAACCAAAUCGCAUGCUUCAUGCGCCAGUUCAUACGUCUGGGCAGACAGGUAAUCAUGUCGCAUAUCACUCAAGUGAUGAAAAUGACCGUGAAAAGGCUAAGGCGUCUUCAAAAAGGGGGUCAGCCGACAGUUUAGACUAUGCGUACGAUGACGUUGAAAAACAGACAGAAUAUGAUGAUGAUGAUGAUGAUGAUGAUGAUGAUGAUGAUGAUGAUGAUGAUGAUGAUGAUGAUGGUGAUGCUGACGAAGAAGCAAGUGAUGCGGCGGAGGACAUUGAUGGAAUCGGCGACAAUUGGAUGGACGUUGACGACCAUGACGAUGAACUGGGAGAUGAAGAAAUCGACGGUUCUGAGGCGUAUGAUUCUGACCCAGAAAACGUAGGGAAAAAGGAUCAAAGUAAGGCGAAGAAGAAAGAGCCUGCAGGUAUAACAAAAGACCGCUUCUUCAAAAUGGAAGACAUGGAACAGUUCGCUGAAGGCAAUUUCGAUGAUGAAGCAGACGAUUUUAAUUACUUCGAAUCCAUGGGUGAAGAAUCGGAUACCUCCAAGGCUGCCGUAGAAAUGAUGUAUGGGGACUUCUUCGACGAUCCGGACGCAAGUGACGAGGGGAGCGACACGGAUGACGAAAACGACGCUUUAGACUGUCCUAGGGGGUUGGAGGGACUAGAUGAAGAUGAAAAGGAAAUGGAGUUGCUCCUGCAGAAGGUGGAAGAUGAGGAAGAAAGUGACGAAGAGGAAGAGAAUAGGGACGACGACGACUUGAUGGAUUUUGACUUUAAUAAAACAGAGAAGCGGGUUAGGUUUGAAGACGAGAGUAGUGAGGAUGAGAAUGAUGAAAUAUCGCAGUUAGAAAAGGAGCUUGUUGCGCAGAAGCACUGGAGCCUAAUGGGGGAGGCUACAGGACACAAGAGACCAAGAAACAGCCUGCUCGAUCUAGAUCUUGAACUACCACAGAAUUCGUCAUUUAUACACGUUGAAAAUGUCGUUGCGGAUGGGGAUGACGUACAUGAUGAAGAAAAAAUGGGUCCCGAAGAAGCCCAAGACGUACCCAUCGAAAUUAUCAUACAGCAACGAAUUAAAGCGGAGGUAUUCGACAACGUCGAGCGUAAGAUACCCAUGGAAGAUCAGCUAGAAGCCAUUGAACGUCUGAAACAAACGCGCAACAAAAUGAAUCGUGAGGAAACCGAAAUUGACUUCAAUAAGAGCAAGAUGGGCCUGGGAGACGUCUACGCGAAACGGUAUCAAGAGAUGUUCAUGGCGACGGACCAACUCGACACGCACAAGCAAAAACUCACUGAAGAGUUUGGAAAACUAAUGUUCAAGUUGGAUUCGCUCUGUAACUACAGCAUAGUGCCUAAGAGAGUCAGCGAAGCAGAAAAGGACAACAAAGUCGCCUCCAUUACAGUGGAGGCGCCGAUCAACGUCGUUACAUCCAGCCGUCCAGAUGACUCGGUGGAUGACAAGAUAGAAGGGCAUAAAUUAACGAGGAACGCUAAGAAAAGGAAGUUCACCAACAAACUCAAGGCGCUGCUAAAAAGCGGAAAGGCGACCGUCGAGGAUGUCAACAAAAUCAAACAAAAGAUCGUGGAGCGGAACAGACAGAAAAUACAAGACGCAAAAUCAAUUAAGGUUACCGGGCAGACGAAGGGCCAGCUAUCACGGGAAAAACGGUCCAACCGCAGAGUCAACAUCGCAGAGCUCAUGUCAAAACGGUAG